Trichoplax adhaerens is the source of this 1095-nucleotide messenger RNA. RefSeq lists its product as uncharacterized. Gene Ontology annotation, molecular function: triacylglycerol lipase activity. NCBI's taxonomy places the organism in Eukaryota, Metazoa, Placozoa, Uniplacotomia, Trichoplacea, Trichoplacidae. The coding region runs from base 1 to 1095 and encodes 364 amino acids. Gene Ontology annotation, biological process: triglyceride catabolic process; lipid homeostasis. The record is from RefSeq and is a predicted model, not a curated record. The transcript is spliced from 5 exons. Gene Ontology annotation, cellular component: cytoplasm; membrane; lipid droplet.
AUGAAUUUAACGUUUUCUGGUGGUGAAUUUCUAAUGAUUUACGAAAUUGGUGUUGCUGCGGGAUUAGUAGACUACGCACCCGAUUUAGUCAGAAGCUUGAAUUCAGUCAGUAGUGCCUCCGCUGGUAGCUUUUCGGCCAUUGGCUUGUUAUUAUUCCCUACCAAGUUAAAGGAAUUUGUUCCAAUUUGUAUCGAGACCUUCGCAUACCUUAAAAAGAAUUCUUUUGGGUUAUUUCAUCCACAACUGAAUAUACCAAAAUUGAUUCAAGAAAUGCUCGAACCAUUUAUCCCAGAAAAUGCUCAUAGUAUUGUUAAUGAUAAACUGUAUCUAUCAUUAACACAAGUGAAAGGAAUGAAAAAUAUCUUAAUAUCAAGAUUUCAUUCUAGAGAAGAUCUUAUUGAGUGCUUAAGAUGUACCUGUUUUAUACCCAUUUGGUCAGGUUUUCAACUUCCAAAAUACAGAGGAGAGUAUUAUAUGGAUGGAACCAUUAGUAAUAAUAUACCAAUACCCUUCGGUGCUCAUGCUACAAUAACAGUUACUGUUGAUCCAGGAAUGGGUAUCAUAAGUCCAGGAGAUGUUGCAUUAUAUGGAUUAGCUCAAAGGAAUCAACAAAUUCCACAAACAGCUUCUCUGUCAGUUGAAUGCUUGCUACGGACAUAUCGAUGUUUAAUUCCUCCUGAUAAAAAAAGAGCUUAUGAAUUAUACUACCAAGAUUCAACAGCUAUUCCAAGUAAUAUCUUAUAUAGUUAUCAUUGCGAAUCCGAGAUUCCAAUUCAUAGCAUAAACAGAAAUGUAGCAGUAACUGAGGCCAAUUAUGGUAGUAGUAAAGAAGAUGCAAUUGUGAAAUUUCUCCAUAUCGGUAUCGAGGAAGUUUUCCAAUGGAUUCCAGAUCAUUGCAAGACAAUAGUAGAAAGAGAUCUAGAACGUAAUAUAUCUGAUUGGAUUAGCGUUGAAUAUCUUCGAGAAUAUCUUAAAAAAGAUUAUCAGCGUUUGCAAAAAUUAGGCGCUAUAUCAGAAAUGAUUUGUCGCGAGAACAUGGCUUGCACAAAAUAUGGUAGACAAUAUAACAGACGUGCUUUUACUAUUUUUAAUUAA